Messenger RNA from Momordica charantia (bitter melon), 2602 nucleotides. RefSeq names its product RNA-binding (RRM/RBD/RNP motifs) family protein. The record is from RefSeq and is a predicted model, not a curated record. Gene Ontology annotation, molecular function: RNA binding. Lineage: Eukaryota; Viridiplantae; Streptophyta; Magnoliopsida; Cucurbitales; Cucurbitaceae.
AUUUUUUUCUCCUCUCUAACUUUUGCUCUCUUUCCCUCCUCCUCCCUCUCUCCCAUUUCACUUUCGCUUUUGUUUCCAUCUCUGACCUAAUUGUCUCUGUGAUCCAUUUCCAUUCCCAUUAUUUCCAUUCCUCCCUCUCUCUCUCUCCACACCUCUCAUCGCCUCCGAUCCAUCCAAGCCAAAAAACCCAAAACUUGAAUUUAGAUUUAUAACCCAUUUGAGAGUUUGUUUUAGGUUGUUGAAGAAUAGAAGAAGAUCAUGACUCCAGCUAACUUGGCAACUCAGUUUGGGGACACCACUUACACCAAGGUCUUCGUCGGCGGCUUGGCCUGGGAAACCCACAAGGACACCAUGAAGAAAUACUUCGAGCAGUUCGGCGACAUCUUGGAAGCCGUCGUCAUUACCGACAAGGCCACCGGCCGAUCCAAGGGCUACGGAUUCGUCACUUUCCGCGAGCCCGAGGCUGCGAUGAGGGCCUGCGUCGACGCUGCUCCGGUCAUCGACGGCCGGAGGGCCAACUGCAACCUUGCUUCCCUCGGCGUCCAGAGAUCCAAACCCUCCACGCCUAAGCACGAGAAAAAGAAAUGGGAAUUGACAGGAGGAGGAGGAGGGAGGAAUUUUAGGGUAUUGAGCUCUUUCCAGAGUGGCUUUGGAGGGAAUGUUGGAUCAGCUUUUCAUUCAGCUGCAACUUUUCCUCAUUAUGCUGUCCAGCAAGGGAUCCCUUACAAUCUCUAUGGGUACUCUUCCUACUCGCCCGACUACACUUAUCCUACGAGCUACUACAAUGUGUACGGCGGGGCAACUGCACAGUACCCCAUGUACGGAACAGGUCCCGGCGGCAUAAUGAACGGAGCUGCGGCAGCGGCGGCAGCGUUCUACCCGUAUUUCCAAUUUGGGGAAGGAAGCGGCGGCGGAGGCGGCAACGGAUUCACCGCCGGUUCGGGGCAGCAGGGCGGCUACGGCGUGCAGUAUCCUCACCACCUUUUUCAGUACUCAGCCGCCAUUAAUUCGUCUGCAACAAGCUUCCCUCAGCACUACGCUGCUCCUCCCAUGUCUCUCCCUCCCACGCCCCCCACCUUGCCAUCAGUGUUUUUUGCUGUCCCACAGGCGUGACCAUGGCUCUUCCUGCUCCGAUCCCUCAUCGCUAGACAGACAAAUCGUCAGUCAAAUUUGCUUCUCCAAAGUAAACCAAACCAGACCCAAACCCAACCACCUUCGCCCUAACCAUGGUUAAUUCUCUCUCUCUCUCUCUCUAUCUCUCUCUCUAACACCAACCAACACUUAGCCAAAUCCAUAGCAUUUGGGAUAUGCUAUGCUUUUGGGCAAUGCAUUGCAAUGCAUUAUUCUUCUUCUUCAUUUAUUAUUAUGGGCUUUAAUUUCCCCAGCCCCCCUUAGGGGCUCUUAUUACAACCAACAAAAUCAUGCAUUUUUCUUCCCCAAAAUGGUUCCUUUUAUCAAGACAACCAAAUCCCCCACUUCAUAUAUUGUGAGAUCAAGCAAUCUCUGCACAUACGUUGUCGUUUUAAUUUGUCAACUUCUUCUUCUGAAGCUUUUCAAAACCACCACUACUUCUUCUUCUACUUGGGUUUGCCAAAAAAAAAAAAAAUUGUACAUUAUUCAAAAAUAUAGCAUCCCACCCACCACUCAAGUUUUGGAUCUGUAAUUAAAUUUCAACUAGGGAAAAUUCUUCAAAAUUUUUCAAAAUUUUCAAAGGGGUUGGGGGGCAAUGGAUGCCCCCCAUUCUUCCCUCUCUCUUUUAAACAUUUUUUUUGGUUUUUUUACAAAUUAAUUUAGUAAUAGUGAUUUGGUCUAAUCAACCAACCCAGUUUGACAUAUUCCCCUGGGGCAAGGGGUAGAGCAUUAUCAUUAAUUAGUUUAAUUAGUUUAAUUAGUUCAAUUCCUCUGUAAUUACAAAUUCACAGAUCAGGAUUAACCGUGGGUGUAACUUUGGGAGUUACAGCCCCGUUUUUGGUAAAUCAGAGCAGAAAUAUUGCUCUUGGUUUAACUUUUUUCUUUUUUUUCUUUAAUUAGAAAUUAGGAUAGUUUAUGAGUUUUUCAGUUUCAGCAUCCAUGAGAUUUUGAGAGUCCAUUAAUGGGAUUAUGGAGCUCAAAAUUGAAGCAUUUUGCAUGUGAGCCAUUGGGAGAUAUUUGGGUUCCCUUUUGGCUUCUUCUCUUCACUAAUUAACCCUACCAAACCAACCAUGGUUAGGACUUAGGUCAACUUCAUCUCUCUCUUUCUUCACCAUGCUGCCCUUUUACUUCUCAGUAUUUUACCAUUUUACCCUCUGCAUCAUCAUCCAAUAUUAUUCUCCCUCGUGUCUCUGUGUUCAAGGGGCUUCCUUGGUGGACCUUGGAAAACACUGUGUUUUAAUUAAUUAUGUCUGUAAAAGAAGAGCCUUUCUUUUUCUUUUUAAUUUCUUCAUGUCUUUUAUGGUUUGUGAUGUAAUUAGACGGUACUGCCCUUCUCUUUCCAUCAGGACUCUUCUUCUAAGAAUUGAGAUUCAGUUCUCUCGGCCAGCUGCUGCUGCAUGUGCAUGCAUUAAGCUGGUUUUGAGAAUAACCUAUGUACCUCAUUAUUAAUUGCUUCUUCCUUUCUCUCUCU